This is a messenger RNA of Daphnia pulex (common water flea), 2069 nucleotides long. RefSeq lists its product as uncharacterized. Bases 605 to 1516 code for a protein of 303 amino acids. The transcript is spliced from 2 exons. NCBI's taxonomy places the organism in Eukaryota, Metazoa, Arthropoda, Branchiopoda, Diplostraca, Daphniidae. The record is from RefSeq and is a predicted model, not a curated record.
CAGAUAAAGAUCACGCUAGUAGUGGUGGACUCUGCUAUUUGUGGCCAAACUACACAAGGAUUUCUUAAAAAAUAACAUUUAGUUGUUUACAACCGUUAUUUGCAAAAAUUUCAUACGAAAAUACUGCGGAAAUACCGACUUCCAAUUUGACAAAAUUCCAAGAAUUCAAAUAGUUUCGAAAAUAGCGUUAACUUUCUUGACACUCGACUCGAGUAUAAAAUCCAGAUGCAUAAACCGUUGAAAACGCUAGAAAAUAAUAAACGUUUACGGCCUACUUGUUAAAUUACCAAAAAUUAACACUGUUUUCUUUAAUUUAUUUUACGAAAAUAAAAAGAAGUGCAGAGAAAAAUGCACGUUGAAAGACGUAAAAGAAAAAAGUAAGCAACAUUUGAUAAAUAUGGCAACGCUAACCAGUAACCCCCUCUAGGAUACCGUUGGGCUUAUUUCGAAUUCAAAACCAAACAGUCCAAACUGCUGUCGACGCUCAGUGCCUCACGUCACGUUAUCGGUGUGAGGCAAUUUUAUAGAAUAUUAAUUCACAUGUCUUAGAUACACGAGCAAAAGCUGACCAAGAACUAAUACUUGGCUCUUUUUAAAACACAAAAUGACUGGAAGAUAUCCUGGCAGUGUGAGGGGCAACCCUAGGCUUACACCACUGAUGAUGAGCAGUUUCUCGAGACUUCAUGAGAGUUCUCUUAAUCGGACAGCAGAUUCUGGCUACCAGUCCAGCUUUGCCUCAUUAACCAACUCUUUCACUCCAUCGUCAGAUGUCUCAGAUUCAUCAUCACGCCUUUAUUGCAGCACUCCACUCACCGAAGACUCAAUUUUACCCUACACAACAUCCAAUUUAGACCCAGUGCUAGAUACUCCUGUUCAAUCAGUUUCGUCAAGCAGGUCAAGUUUCACAGAAGAUCGGGUUCCUCUCAACAGGGGGACAACUGCCCUUGAUCAAGAUUCCACCGAGUGUCCAAAUGACGUUCUGAGUUGCUUGAUCAGAAGUCGCUGUACACCCUCCAUCCAAAGAAUCCUGAUGUACCUUGGCGAUGAAGAUCUCAUGAGGCUCUGUCAAGUUUCAGAUGAAUAUUGUGGAGCUGUAUGUGAUGAUCAAUCUUGCCUCAAACGGCUGUCGAAAUUUCUCAUUUGCACCCAGCAAAACGGUGAGAAUCGAACGACGUUGAGCCACAACAACGACGGCCGGCCUUAUGGAGGAGUCCUCCGCCCCAUUCAAAAUGUGAUGCCUCUAACGCAGAGUGGAGUCGUCUGGACGGUCCCGUCUCCGUUGGAAAGCGUCGACAUGAACAGCAUUCCUCGCCAGCUUCAGACACUGAUUGGUAUGACCAGGACAUUGUCUGAACAUCAUUGCGUCACAAAUUGUCACACUUGCCGUAGCCUCAUCGCCGUCCGGCUCCAUCAUCCCAAAUUGGUGGAAUGUCAACGCUGUUCUCAACGUUCCGGGCGUAAAAUCGGAAGUAGUCGGCCCGUUACGAAAGCGAAACUGUUUGCAACUCACAGAUGAGAAAUUGUUCCUCUUCAAAAUGUUUUUAUUUUUGUUUAUUUUCUCCUUCAUUCUUGUCUGUCCUAUUUUUUCAAUUUAUUUGAGCUCGCCCGAAUCGCACACGGCCCGGUCUUUUCUUUUUAAGGAAAAUACUCUUUUUGUACAUUGGUUUUUACAUUGCAAAUUAUUUUUCUUAUUGUGUCCUCUUUUGUUUAUACUAUAUUUAAUUUCUAUUUCGGUUUGGUACCAAACUUCAGAGAGCGUGAUUUUAUCUGUCAUGAAAAAAAAUUUCUUUCCUUUUUAUCAAUUGCUCAAUCGCCAUUUUGCUCAUCCGAAACUGCCUUUUUAAAAAACUUUGCAAAGAAGACCAACAACCUUCUCAUUCCAACAGAAAUUGGCAUUUCUCUUUCGUGCCUUGGCGCUAUACUCUUUUCAAACAAAUUUACCGAACAACUUUCUUUGGAAACAUAAUAAUGCUCUCCCUCUUUUAAGUAUGUGUCUAUACUCAUGUGUUGAUGCCAAAUAUAAUAAUCGUGAAUAAAUACAGAAUGCCAUAUUAUGAUGGGAAACACGA